Gossypium arboreum is the source of this 2121-nucleotide messenger RNA. RefSeq names its product mitogen-activated protein kinase 17. The transcript is spliced from 12 exons. The coding region runs from base 266 to 1837 and encodes 523 amino acids. Gene Ontology annotation, biological process: intracellular signal transduction; protein phosphorylation. Gene Ontology annotation, cellular component: cytoplasm; nucleus. The record is from RefSeq and is a predicted model, not a curated record. NCBI's taxonomy places the organism in Eukaryota, Viridiplantae, Streptophyta, Magnoliopsida, Malvales, Malvaceae. Gene Ontology annotation, molecular function: ATP binding; MAP kinase activity.
AUUUCAUUCUAGUUAUUAAUAUUACAACUUAAUAGCAAUCCUACUUACUAUCAUCUAUGGCCGAUGCCUGAAACGACAUCACCUCACCUCUUCCCCGAUCCUCUCUCUUUAUAGCUCCGGAAACGUGGGGAUAAGAUAAGGUGUUAUUUGAGCAGUUCAUAUCUUGUCUCCGCGUUUAUUUGAAGGAAGCUCUUCUCUCAUCACUCAUCAAUAUUCAAGCUUCUGCUUUGGCCUCUUUUGCCGACAGAAAAAAAAAAAAAGAAAAAUGUUUGGCAAAGACUUUUUCACCGAAUAUGGCGAAGCAAGUCAAUAUGAAAUAAAGGAAGUAGUAGGCACAGGAAGUUAUGGUGUGGUUGCCUCUGCAAUUGAUACUCACACUGGAGAGAAGGUAGCUAUUAAGAAGAUAGCCAAUAUCUUUGAGCACACAUCUGAAGCCACACGUAUUCUGAGAGAGAUCAAACUUCUACGGCUGCUGCGUCACCCUGACAUAGUUCAGAUAAAACACAUAAUGCUUCCUCCAUGUCAAAGAGAAUUCAAAGACAUAUUUGUUGUUUUUGAGUUGAUGGAAUCUGAUCUUCACCAUGUUAUAAAAAUCAAUGAUGAUCUAACCCCUGAGCAUCAUCAGUUUUUCUUAUACCAGCUUCUUCGGGGUCUGAAAUACAUUCACACAGCACAUGUUUUCCAUAGAGAUUUAAAGCCAAAAAAUAUACUUGCUAAUGCGGAUUGCAAACUGAAACUUUGUGAUUUUGGACUCGCUCGGGUGUCAUUUACGGACGUUCCUUCUGCUAUUUUUUGGACUGAUUAUGUGGCAACUCGAUGGUAUCGUGCUCCUGAACUGUGCGGUUCAUUUUACUCCAACUACACCCCUGCGGUCGAUAUUUGGAGUGUAGGAUGCAUAUUUGCUGAGUUGAUCACUGGAAAACCAUUGUUUCCAGGGAAGAAUGUGGUGGACCAAUUGGAUCUUGUGACCGAUUUGCUUGGCACUCCCUCUGCUGAAACAAUCGCAAGGAUUAAGAAUGAAAAAGCUAGAAAUUAUUUGAAUAGCUUGAGAAAAAAGAAACCAAUUCCUUUCUCAAAAAAAUUCCCAAAUACAGAUCCAUUGGCCCUCAAAUUGCUUGAGCGUCUGAUCGCAUUCGAUCCUAAUGAUCGUCCAUCCGCUGAAGAGGCAUUAGCUGAUCCAUAUUUCCAUGGAUUGGCAAAUGUGGACAAUGAACCAUCCAUGCAACCCAUUUCAAAAUUGGAAUUUGAGUUUGAAAGAAGGAAAUUAUCAGAAGAUGAUGUCCGAGAGCUAAUUUAUAGAGAGAUAUUAGAGUACCAUCCACAGAUGCUUCAGCAAUACCUUCAAGGCAAAGAUCAGAUUAGCUUCAUGUAUCCAAGUGGAGUUGAUCGGUAUAGGCAACAAUUUGCCUGUCUUGAGGGACAAGGCAAAAUUGAAAGAGGCAUUCUGCUCCAAAGGAAACAUACAUCCUUGCCAAGGGAGCGAAUCUGCAAUGAUGAUACUGAUCACAUUGAUGAAUCAAAAAAACGUACAGUGGCUUCUGCUGGUCGUGCAACCCUUAAGAGCCCUACAAAGUUGCAAGCAUCCGUGGAACCAGAAUAUGUAAACCAAAAUGUGGCAGGGACUCAGAAAGCCUCUGGCAAACCUGCGCAAAACGGUCGUCGCCUGUCGAAAAGUGAAAGCAUUAGUGCUUCAAGAUGUGUGGGCGUCAUUCGAAAACCUCAAGGGGCAUAUGCACGGAGAAGUGCAGAAACUGGUCGCUUAACAUGCUUGGGAACUUGCAAACGUUUGACUAAGAAAAAUCUGCCGAUUCUUGGUUUUCUUUUGCUAUGUCCAUGAUAUUCCUCUGGAGGUUCUUAAUCUGUCUUAAUCAACUAAUAUGUGCUACCUGUAGUUACUUUAUUGUACUCUGGACAAGGAAAAAAAUUGCCUGACUUAUGAUUUGGAAAUUAUUUAAGGCAGGCAAUCUUGCGGUGACAAUUUGGGUCAAUUCCCAAUAGUUCAGCAGGAUUCAGCUAAUGCACUCACACAUGAAUCAAGCAAUUCAAUUACGGGCAGAUUUUGCCAUAUUCUUAUUGUACAUACCAUGGUAAUAAAUCAAGAAACAUGCAAUUCGACUUCAA